Gadus morhua (Atlantic cod) is the source of this 2266-nucleotide messenger RNA. RefSeq names its product solute carrier family 5 member 2 (gene slc5a2). Lineage: Eukaryota; Metazoa; Chordata; Actinopteri; Gadiformes; Gadidae. Gene Ontology annotation, biological process: transmembrane transport; sodium ion transport. The record is from RefSeq and is a predicted model, not a curated record. Gene Ontology annotation, molecular function: D-glucose:sodium symporter activity. The transcript is spliced from 15 exons. Gene Ontology annotation, cellular component: plasma membrane. The coding region runs from base 189 to 2198 and encodes 669 amino acids.
CUCAAAGGUCUGCAUCCACAGGGCAUUCAACCAGCAUGUGUUGCUGUCAAGUCAUUGGACAUUUCCUCCCUUCUUUCGAAUGAUAAAGUACCUUGUUUUGUCUUUUAGGCUAGACCAUUAGAAGUAAGCAAGUCAAGCUGGAUUAUUCAUCAGUGUGAGAGUUGACCGCGUAAGACGAGAUACAGAAGAUGGAGAGUCCUCCUGUGGAGUCCGCCUCACCCGGGGCGACCACCAUCAGCAACGCUGCAGACAUCUCCGUCAUUAUCGGGUACUUUAUCCUGGUGAUCAGCGUGGGGAUAUGGUCCAUGCUCCGGAACAACCGUUCCACUGUGGGGGGAUACUUCUUGGCCGGUCGGACCAUGACCUGGUGGCCGGUCGGUGCAUCCCUGUUCGCCAGUAACAUCGGCAGCGGCCACUUCGUGGGCCUGGCCGGCACAGGGGCUGCUAGCGGGAUCGCCGUGGGAAGCUUUGAAUGGAACGCCUUGUUUAUUGUGCUGUUGCUUGGCUGGCUGUUUGUACCCGUCUACCUCACAGCUGGGGUGAUAACAAUGCCCCAGUACCUGAAGAAGAGGUUUGGUGGCUCCAGGAUUAGCCUGUACCUCUCCGUCAUCUCCUUGUUCCUCUACAUUUUCACCAAGAUCUCUGUGGACAUGUUCUCUGGAGCUGUGUUCAUACAACAGGCUUUAGGGUGGAACAUCUACGUGGCUGUCAUCGCCCUUCUGUCCAUCACGGCUCUAUACACCAUCACAGGUGGACUGGCUGCUCUGAUGUACACGGACAUGGUUCAGACGCUGGUGAUCAUUGCCGGGGCGGUUGUCCUGACUGCCUUCUCGUUAUCCAAGGUGGGGGGCUACGCCGCCCUGCUGGCCCGCUACAGCACUGCACUGCCCAACGCCACCGAGUCCCUUGACCCCCAGCGCUACAACAUCUCGGCCCGCUGCUACACCCCGCGGCCGGACGCCUUCCAGCUGCUCCGGGACCCGGUGGAGGGGGACCUGCCCUGGCCCGGGGUGCUGUUUGGGAUCGCCAUCGUGGGGGGCUGGUACUGGUGCACGGACCAGGUGAUUGUCCAGCGGUGCCUGGCGGCUCGCAGCCUCACCGACGUGAAGGCCGGCUGCAUCCUCUGCGGAUACCUUAAGCUGCUGCCUAUGUUCCUCAUGGUGUUCCCCGGCAUGAUCAGCAGGGUGCUCUUCCCAGACGAGGUGGGCUGCGUGGUUCCCGAGGUGUGUAAGCGGGUAUGUGGGACUGAGGUGGGGUGCUCCAACAUCGCCUAUCCUAAACUGGUGGUCUCCGUCAUGCCAAACGGGCUGCGUGGUCUGAUGCUGGCUGUGAUGCUGGCGGCCCUCAUGUCCUCCCUGGCCUCCAUCUUCAACAGCAGCAGCACCCUCUUCACCAUGGACAUCUGGACCCGUCUGCGACCGCAGGCCGCUGAGAGCGAGCUCAUGCUCGUGGGAAGAAUCUGGGUACUGGUCAUAGUGGGCGUUAGCAUCUGUUGGAUACCAGUCGUGCAGGCCGCCCAGAGUGGUCAGCUGUUUGACUACAUCCAAUCAGUGACCAGCUAUCUGGCCCCGCCCAUCGCAUCAGUUUUCUUCCUGGCCGUGUUUGUUAGGCGGGUCAAUGAACCGGGUGCAUUCUGGGGUCUGAUGGGAGGCCUGGCGAUGGGCCUGUGUCGGAUGGUUCCAGAGUUCUGGUUCGGUACGGGUAGCUGCCUUUUCCCCUCGGCCUGCCCGCCUGUGAUCUGCGGCGUCCACUACCUGUACUUUGCCGUGCUGCUCUUCCUCUGCACCUCCGUGUUGGUGCUGCUGGUCAGCUACAGCACCGAGCCCCUGAACGCCCAACACCUCCAUCGUCUGGUGUUCAGCCUACGUCACUCCAAAGAGGAGAGGGAGGACCUUGACUGGAAGGAGGAGGAGAGAAGGAAAACACGACGCAGAGAGGUGGAACAGAGGAAAAGAGAAAAGGCUGAAAGUGACCCAGCGGCUCGAAGGAAAGUCAAGUCUGGUAUCCGGCGCCUGAUUGGAUGGUUCUGUGGCAUGGACGGCGGCUCUCAGACCCCGGAGCACACUGACCAGGAAGUGGCUGAGGCGCCAGAAGAACUGCCUGAUAUCAGUGAGGACCCCAUGUGGAAGCACUGUGUAGAUGCCAACGCCAUCAUCAUGAUGGCUGUCGCCGUCUUCAUGUGGGGUUACUUUGCAUAGUUCCACCAGAAUGAGACCUAGCAUUAAAAAGUACAUGAUUGUAUACCAAAUAAAGUCGGUCAAACAUA